AUGAACGUGCGUACUAAAGGGAUCGGAUUCAUACAGAUCCUCGAUACAUCUGGACCUCAUAAGACGCGAUGCUUGCAAAAGCUAGAAAAAACAAUCGGUCAGCUGGAUUGGAAAGGAUUCAACAACAUUGUCGGUCUACUUUCGAGAGGGACAAUCGUCAGUUCGGCUUACGAGCCGUCCAUUCAGGCGUUGAUACGAAUUAUUGAUGUACUUGAUGAGCCUGUCUACUGCGUGGAAUCGCUGAAGAAUGCGGACAUUUCGCAGGCGGAUCAUCCCCUGAAUAAUUUAGCUACGAUGUUGUCGCAAUACAGCACGAAAACGUUCUCCAAAGAUCGCUAUCAAUGGACGAAAUGUGUGCUACAGUAUCUUUGUGAAGCAAUUGAUGUGUCAGUAGUACAGCAAAUGAUCGUAUUGUUAGCUGAGAUGCUCGAGACAGACAACUGCGAGAUCGAUGCAUGUAUACGUGCUGCACAUGCUGUACCUGCUGUUGUUGAGAAGAGACUCUGUUACGUCGCCGUUUGGUAA
Ostertagia ostertagi is the source of this 525-nucleotide messenger RNA. The record is from the annotation of a GenBank genome assembly. NCBI's taxonomy places the organism in Eukaryota, Metazoa, Nematoda, Chromadorea, Rhabditida, Trichostrongylidae.